GCGGAGCUGUCCGUUCAUGCGCGUCCUUUCGCGAGCCCAGCGGGUCACGUGACGGCCUGGCGUUUUUUUUUCCCCUCUCUUGUGUGUGUUUUCCCUUCCUCCUCCCGUGAGAAGAUGGCGGCGGUGCCGGAGAGCGGGGACAAGCAAGCGAGCGAAGAACAGCGCUCUGAGCGAGGCAUUCACCGGACGGAAACGUUAGGCUUCUAUGAAGCAAAAGGCGAACCGAGCAAGCACGCGGCGAAGAAACGGAAUCUGUCAGAUCUAUCUCUGCUGAGAUUUAUUAGUGCUGAAUUAACACGGGGAUAUAUUUUGGAACACAAUGAAGCCAAGUACAAAGAAAGGAGGGAGAGAGUAUACACUUGCCUACGAAUUCCUCGGGAAUUGGAAAAGUUGAUGUUUUUUGGAUUCUUCCUCUGCUUGGAUGCCUUUCUAUAUCUCUUUACUCUACUGCCACUUAGAGUCCUUCUGGCCCUAAUGCGAUUUAUUACUCUACCCUGUUGUGGGUUAAGUGAUGGAAGAUUACUACAACCUGCUCAAGUAUGUGACAUGCUGAAGGCAGUUAUAAUGGUCAUCUGUUUUGUCAUGAUGCACUAUGUGGAUUAUUCCAUGAUGUAUCAUCUCAUUAGAGGACAAUCUGUCAUCAAGCUCUACAUCAUCUACAACAUGUUGGAGGUAGCAGAUCGUCUUUUCUCUUCUUUUGGUCAAGAUAUUUUGGAUGCACUGUAUUGGACAGCUACAGAACCAAAAAAGAAAAAAAGAGCUCAUAUUGGGGUGAUACCUCACUUUUUCAUGGCAGUGCUUUAUGUUUUUCUGCAUACAAUUUUGGUUAUGGUACAAGCAACAACUUUGAAUGUUGCUUUCAACUCCCACAACAAAUCAUUACUUACCAUCAUGAUGUCAAAUAACUUUGUGGAAAUAAAAGGAAGUGUUUUCAAGAAGUUUGAGAAGAACAAUCUAUUUCAAAUGUCUAAUAGUGAUAUAAGGGAGAGGUUCAACAACUAUGUACUUCUGCUGAUUGUUUGUUUGAGAAAUAUGGAACAAUUUUCAUGGAACCCAGACCAUCUCUGGGUGUUGUUUCCAGAUGUGUGCAUGGUAAUUGCAUCAGAAAUUGCUGUGGAUGUGGUUAAGCAUGCUUUUAUUACAAAAUUCAAUGAUAUUACUGCUGAUGUAUACAGUGAGUAUAGAGCGAGUCUUGCAUUUGACUUGGUUAGCAGCCGUCAAAAAAAUGCAUAUACAGAUUAUAGUGAUACAGUAUCAAGAAGAAUGGGAUUUAUACCACUUCCUUUAGCAGUUCUGCUAUCCAGAGUUAUUACAAGUUCCACAAAAAUUCAAGGAGCCUUGGCUAUCGUUAGCGUAUUGGUGUUUUACCUUGGGCUAAUUGCGCUUAAAGUUCUGAACAGCAUUGUGUUGCUGGGGAAAUCUUGCCAAUAUGUAAAAGAGGCCAAGAUGGAGGAGAAGUUGUUUCAAUCACCAGUAGUCACCAACCCUGGGAAACCUGUCAAAAAAUCUGUUAACAAAGUUAAAUCACCUCAAGGUGUUCCGGGAGAAGAAAUUCAAUCAGACUUCAUCGUUAGCCAACCUGUAUCUCUAUCAGAAAGUGUAUCGGCUUUGGUCUCAAGUAACAGUACUGACCAGUUUCUUACAACCCCCAAUAUAGAGGACAAAGGAAUACCACAGGAAAAAUCUGAUGGCAAACAAUCUUCUUCAAAAGCAGAUCUACUUGAAAUAGACAGGUUUACAAUUUGUGGAAAUCGAAUUGAUUGAUUAUUGCACCAAUCCUUAGAAGUGCAGCUUUUAAUUUAAGCCUUUGCUAUUUCGCCAAUGGAACAUUGUUGAGCUUGAGAGUAUAUAAAGGUUCAAAAGCUGCCAAAGGAGGCACUGAUCAGGAAUAUUUAUUAAAAUCUUUAUAAUUUAUUAAUGAUUCAAACCAAAAUAUAUUUUACCUUGUUUCCAUCUCUGGAGAUAAUUUGGCUUGGAAUAUAACGUUUUGGUUUGUGUAUCAAUUUCCUGUGGCAAAGGAAGAAAAUCUUUUAGUUGGUUUCUAUGGAGACCUAGCAGAUAAAUGCUUUCAAAGACAGCUUUCUUUACAGCUGUAUAGACUUCUGUGCAAUAUUUCUUGCCACUUAUAAUGCAAUUAUACCUUCAUACAAUAAUGUGAACAUACAGCCAGAUAACUUUUAUUUUGGCUUUUUAAAAUGUUUUUAACAAGAUUUUCUUGUAUUUGCAGAAUUUCAUUGUAGAUAUGUGCCUAUUGCAGUGAUUUUUUUUUAAAGAAAUCUAAUCCUAUUCUAGAAAAGAAAUGUUGGCAUGCUGAUCCCAAAAUUUCCAGUUGACGUUUACAGUUAUUUCUGGGGAAGUUUCAUUUAUAACAUGCAAGAGUUAGCAAUAAAGAAAAUAUUGCUGAGUGGAUCUUUUUUAAAGGAAGCACCUGUAUGUGUCCAUAGAAUUUUUUAAUAGAAGAUUGCUGAAAUAUCCAGAGUUCCUGAUUCUCUGAAAGAGAAAAGAGAUUAUCUUAACGUUUUGUGUUUUAUUUGAUGUCUUGCUUUUCAGAUGCUGGUAAGGUUGCCAGCUGCUUUCAACAUUUUCUACUGUUAUUCAUGAUUUCCAUUAUUCUUGGACUUUUUUUUUGCUGUAUCCUAAGAACUGAUUUUACAGUACAAUAGAAAAACUGGAGAUCCAAGUUACUCGAGCGAGUGAACAAGCAAAAUCUUGGAAACAAUGAAAAGUAGAAGCUUAAAUUCUGAAGGGGUUUAAGAAGAAAAAGUUAAAUUGGUAAGAGGCAAAAAUGGAUAAUUUUCCUAUAACUUAUUUCAUGCACAAAGGAAGGUGUGCAAGACUCACUUACCUUACUGAACUGCAUUAAUCUAUCAUAGUUCUUUUAAGUGCAAUGAUUGUAGCUUUUUUUGCACUAAAGACAAUGUUUUUGUUUAAGAUUUUAUGAGAAAACAUUACAUAAAUUUCUAACGUCUAACAGCUCAAAAACAUAUUUUUCAUGGCAUAUUUCAUGGUAACUGAAAGUUUAUCUGGUCUGAAUGAAGUAGCACCAGGUAGAUUUGACUAAUUGUGUCAUUAAUUUCAGGGUGCUAUCUAGGUUACAAAUAUUCAAAUUUCAAAAAAAUUACAAUGACUCUCUCUACUCACUUUCAAUUUAACUGAAAAAAGACAUAACUGAAAUUUAUAAAGGCACCAAAUAAAAACCUGUAUCUUUUUAUAAUUAGUACAAAAUGUUUAAAAAGUGCUGAAUAAAUGUCCUUUUGUAACACAAAUUCUUUGACUUUUUUUAAUGUUUCAUAGAACAAGGCCAUCAUAAUAAACAACUGAAAUGUUUGUCAAAGAUCCAAGCAGGUAUAUUCCCAAAUUAAUUAAAUGUGCUUGGAGAUUAAGGCAUGAUUGACUAGUUUGUAUGAGUGUUUGAUAAGGAUCAAGUAUAAAGUUUGUAAUGGUAUAAAUUUUAACAGAAUACUUUAAGUGGAGUUUUACUAUUUUAAAAUGACUAUAUUACUUGCUGGACUAAGCUGUAUUGUUCUUUCAAAGGUUGAAUAUUAGACCAUAAGACAUAGAAAUAGAGUUAGGCCAUUUGGUCCAUCAAUUCUGCUCCUCAAUUUAAUCAUGGUUGAUCAUUUUUUUCCUCGAGCCCCACUCCCCUUCCUUCUCCACAUUAUCUUUGAUGCCAUGUUCAAUCAAGAACCUAUCAAGCUCUGCCUUAAAUACACCCAGUGACCUGAACUCCAAAGCUGCCUGUGGUAAUAAAUUCCACAAAUUCACCACCCUCUGGCUAAAGAAAUUUCUCCGCAUCUCUGUUUUAAAUGGAUGCUCUUCUAUCCUGGUACUGUGCCCUCUUGUCUUAGAUUCCCCCACCAUGGGAAACAUCCUUUCCACAUUACUGUCUAGGCCUUUCAACAUUCAAAAGAUUUCAAUGCGAUCCCCUUUCAUUCUUCUAAAUUCCAGCGAGUAUAGACCCAGAGCUAUUAAACGCUUGUAUAGUGACCCUUUUAUUCCCAGAAUCAUCCUUGUGAACCUCCUCUGAAUGCUCUCCAAUGCCAGCACAUCUUUUCUAAAAUGGGGAGCCCAGAACUGUUUACAAUACUCAAGGUGAGGACUCAUCAGUGCCUUAUAAAACCUCAGCAUUACAUCCCUGCUCUUUUAUUCUAGACCUCUUGAAAUUAAUGCUAACAUUGCAUUUGCCUUCCUCACCACCGACUCUACCUGCAAGUUGACCUUUACUGUGUUCUGUUCAAGAACUCCCAAGUCCCUUUGCAUCUCAGAUGUUUGGAUUUGCUCCCCAUUUAGAAAAUAGUUUGCACAUUUAUUUCUUUUACCAAAAUGCAUGACCAUGCUGUUUUCAACAUUGUAUUUCAUUUGCCACUUCCUUGCCCAUUCUCCUAAUCUGUCCAAGUCCUUCUGCAUCCUACCCAUUUCCUCAACACUAUCCAUCCCUCCACCAGUCUUUGUAUCAUCUGCAAGCUUGGUAACAAAGCUACCUAUUCCAUCAUCUAAAUCAUUGAUAUACAGCAUAAAAAGAAGCGGUCCCAACUCAUGUGGAACUCCACUCGUCACUGACAGCCAACCAGAAGAAGAUCCUUUUAUUCCCACUCACUGCCUCCUACCAAUCAGCCAAUACUCUAGCCAUGCCAGUAACUUUCCUGUAAUACCAUGGGCUCUUAACUUGGUAAGCAGCCUCCUAUGUGGAACGUUGUCAAAGGCCUUCUGAAAGUCCAAAAAUACAACAUCCACUGCGUCCCCUUUAUCCUACUUGCAAUCUCCUCCAAGAAUUCCAACAGGUUCAUUAGGCAAGAUUUCCCUUAAGAAAACCAUGCUGACUUUGUCCUAUCUUGUCCUGUGUCACCAAGUACUCCAUAACCUCAUCCUUAACAAUUAACUCCCAACAUCUUCCCAGCCACUGAGGUUAGGCUAACUGGUCUAUAAUUUCCUUUCUGCUGCCUUCUUCCUUUCUUAGAGUGAAAUAACAUUUGCAAUUUUCCAUUAAUUUUUAAAAGAUCAUUACUAAUGCCUCCACAAUCUCUACCAGUACCUCUUUCAGAACCUUAGGUUGUAGUUCAUCUGGUCUGGGUGACUUAUGUACCCUUGGUUCUUCCAGCUUUUUGAGAAGUAACUGCACUCACUUCUGUUCCCUUGCACCCUUCAACAUCUGGCACAUUGCCAGUGUCUUCCACAUUGAAGACAAUACUCCAUUUAGUUCAUCUGCAAUCUCCUUGUCCCCUAUUGUCAUUUCUCAGGCCUCUUUUUUUUUUACCUGUCCUAUAUCCACUCAUCUCUUUUUAAAACUGUUACUAUCCUCUUUGAUAUUGUUUGCUAGCUUACUUUCAUACUUCAUCUUUCCCCUCCUAAUGAUUCUUUUAGUUGCUCUCUGUAGGUUUUUAAAAACUUCUUAAUCCUCUGUCUUACCACUGAUUUUUGCAUUGUUGUAUGCCCUGUCUUUUGCUUUUAUAUUAGCUUUGACUUCCUUUGCCAGUCACGGAUGUACUGUUUUGCCAUUUGAGUAUUUCUUUGUUUCUGGAAUACUUCUAUCCUGAAUCUUCCUCAUUUAUCCCAGAAAUUUAUGCCAUUGCUGUUCUGUUAUCAUCCCUGCCAGCAGCUCCUUCAAAUUUACUUUGGUCAGCUCCUCUCUCAAACUACUGUAAUUUCCUUUACUCCACUGAAAUACUGCUACAUCAGACUUUACUUUCUCUCUAUAAAAUUUCAAGUUGGACUCAAAUCAUAUUGUGAUUACUAGUUCCUAAGGGUUCUUUUACCUGAAGUUUCUAAUCACCUCCGGUUCAUUACAUAACACCCAGUCCAGUACAGCUGAACCCUUAGUAAGCUCAAUGACAAACUGCUCUAAAAAGCCAUCUCAUAGGCAUUCAACAAACUCACACUGCUGAGCUCCGUUACCAACCUGAUUUUCCCAAUUGACCUGCAUGUUGAAAUCUCCCAUGACUAUCAUAACAUUGCCCUAUUGAUACACGUUUCUUUUAUUCCCAUUGUAAUCUGUGGUCCACAUCCCAGCUACUGUUGGAGGCCUGUAUAUAACUGCCAUCAGUGUCCUUUUACCUUUCAUUUCAUAACUCAACCCACAAGGAUUCAUUAUCUUUCAAUCCUAUGUUACAUCUUUCUACUGAUUUGAUGCCAUUCUUUACCAGCAGAGCCACGCCACCCUCUCUGCCUACCUUCCUGUCCCUCCAAAACAUGUAACCUUGGACAUUCAGCUCCCAACUACAAUUAUCCUUCAGCCAUGAUUCUGAGAUGGCCACAAAAUCAUACCUGACAGUCUGUAAUAAUGUAACAAGAUCAUCCACCUUAUUUCUUGUAUUCUGUGCAUUGAGAGAAAACACUGAGUUCUGUGUUUGCUACAGUAGAUUUGGUAUCGUUGAUUUGUUGCCAAAUUUGAACUGAACAUAAUGACGAAAGUUUAGAGGAAAAUGCAGAUUACAGUUCCAAACUGAGCUUAGAAUCAGAAUCAAAUUUAAUAUCUCUGACACAUAUGAGAUUGUUGUGUCGCGGCAGCAGUACUGUGAAAUACAUAAUAUAAAAAAUAUGAAUUACAAUAAGGUGUAUAAACUAAAAAGUAGGACCACAAAGGUAAUAAUCUCGGGAUUACUACCAGUGCCACAUGCUAGUCAGAGUAGAAAUAGGAGGAUAUUUCAGUUGAAUACGUAGCUUGAAAAAUGGUGCAGGGGUGGGGGAUUCAAAUUUCUGGGGCAUUGGAACCAGUUCUGGGGGAGGUGGGACCGGUGUAAACAGGACAUUCUGCACCUGGGCUGGACUGGAACCAAUGUCCUAGGGGGAGCAUUUGCUACUGCUGUUCAGGAGGAUUUAAACUAAUGUGGCAGGGGGAUGGCAGAGAGACAGAGGGGUGUAAAAUGAGGGUAGAAGCAAAAAGUAGUAAGGUGAAAAGUAAAAGCAGCAGGCAGGCAAAUCCAGGGCAAAAAGCAAAAAGGGCCACUUUUCAACAUAAUUGUAUAAGGGCUAAGAGUGUUGUAAAAACAAGCCUGAAGGCUUUGUGUGUCAGUGCGAGGAGCAUUCGUAACAAGGUGGAUGAAUUGAAUGUGCAGAUAGUUAUGAAUGAAUAUGAUAUAGUUGGGAUCACAGAGAUGUGGCUCCAGGGUGACCAAGGAUGGGAGCUCAACAUUCAGGGAUAUUCAAUAUUCAGGAGGGAUAGACAGGAAAGAAAAGGAGAUGGGGUAGCACAGCUGGUUAGAGAGGUGACUAACGCAAUAGAAAGGAAGGACAUUAGCCUGGAGGAUGUGGAAUCAAUAUGGGUAGAGCUGCAUAACACUAAGGAGCAGAAAAUGCUGGUGGGAGUUGUGUACAGGCCACCUAACAGUAGUAGUGAGGUUGGGGAUAGCAUUAAACAGGAAAUUAGAAAUGCGUGCAAUAAAGGAACAGUAAUUAUAAUGGGUGACUUCAAUCUACAUAUAGAUUGGGUGAACUAAAUUGGUGAGGGUGUUGAGGAAGAGGAUUUCUUGGAAUGUAUACGGGAUGGUUUUCUGAACCAACUCGAGAGCAGGCCAGUCUAGAUUGGGUAUUGAGCAAUGAGGAAGGGUUAGUUAGCAAUCUGGUCGUGGGAGGCCCUUUGGGUAAGAGUGACCAUAAUAUGGUGGAAUUCUUCAUUAAGAUGGAGAGUGACAUAGUUAAUUCAGAAACAAAGGUUCUGAACUUAAAGAAGGGUAACUUUGAAGGUAUGAGACAUGAAUUAGCUAAGAUAGACUGGCAAAUGAUACUUCAAGGGUUGACAGUGGAUAUGCAAUGGCAAGCAUUUAAAGAUCGCAUGGAUGAACUGCAACAAUUGUUCAUCCCAGUUUGGCAAAAGAAUAAACCAGGGAAGGUUGUGCACCCGUGGCUGACAAUGGAAAUUAGGGAUAGUUUCAAGUCCAAAGAAGAAACAUAUAAAUUAGCAAAAAAAAAGCGGCACACCUGAGGACUGGGAGAAAUUCAGAGACCAGCAAAGGAGGACAAAGGGCUUAAUUAGGAAAGGGAAAAAAGAUUAUGAGAGAAAGUUGGCAGGGAACAUAAAAACUGACUGUAAAAGCAUUUAUAGAUAUGUGAAAAGAAAAAGAUUGGUCAAGACAAAUGUAGGUCCCUUACAGUCAGAAACGGGUGAAUUGAUCAUAGGGAACAAAGACGUGGCAGACCAAUUGAAUAACUACUUUGGUUCUGUCUUCACUAAGGAGGACAUAAAUAAUCUUCUGGUAAUAGUAAGAGACCGAGGGUCUAGUGAGAUGGAGGAACUGAGGGAAAUACAUGUUAGUAGGGAAGUGGUGUUAGGUAAAUUGAAGGGAUUAAAGGCAGAUAAAUCCCCAGGGCCAGAUGGUCUGCAUCUCAGAGUGCUUAAGGAAGUAGCCCAAGAAAUAGUGGAUGCAUUAGUGAUAAUUUUUCAAAACUCCUUAGAUUCUGGAUUAGUUCCUGAGGAUUGGAGGGUGGCUAAUGUAACCCCACUUUUUAAAAAAGGAGGGAGAGAGAAACCGGGGAAUUAUAGACCGGUUGGCCUGAUAUCGGUGGUGGGGAAAAUGCUAGAGUCAGUUAUCAAAGAUGUGAUAACAGCACAUUUGGAAAGCGGUGAAAUCAUUGGACAAAGUCAGCAUGGAAUUAUGAAAGGAAAAUCAUGUCUGACGAAUCUAAUAGAAUUUUUUGAAGAUGUAACUAGUAGAGUGGAUAGGGGAGAACCAGUGGAUGUGGUAUAUUUGGAUUUUUAGAAGGCUUUUGACAAGGUCCCACACAGGAGAUUAGUGUGCAAACUUAAGGCACACGGUAUUGGGGGUAUGGUAUUGAUGUGGUUAGAGAAUUGUUUGGCAUCCAGGAAGCAAAGAGUGGGAAUAAAUGGGACCUUUUCAGAAAGGCAGGCAGUGACUAGUGGGGUACCGCAAGGCUCAGUGCUGGGACCCCAGUUGUUUACAAUAUGUAUUAAUGAUUUAGACAAGGAAAUUAAAUGUAGCAUCUCCAAGGUUGUGGAUGACACGAAGCUGGGCGACAGUGUUAGCGGUGAGGAGGAUGUUAAGAGAAUGCAGGGUGACUUGGAUAGGUUAGGUGAGUGGGCAGAUUCAUGGCAGAUACAAUUUAAUGUGGAUAAAUGUGAGGUUAUCCACUUUGGUUGCAAGAACAGGAAAACAGAUUAUUAUCUGAAUGGUGGCCGAUUAGAAAAAGGGGAGGUGCAACGAUACCUGGGUGUCAUUGUACACCAGUCACUGAAGGUGGGCAUGCAGGUACAGCAGGCAGUGAAAAAGUCAAAUGGUAUGUUGGCAUUCACAACAAAAGGAUUUGAGUACAAGAGCAGGGAGGUUCUACUGCAGUUGUACAAGGCCUUGGUGAGACCGCACCGAGAGUAUUGUGUACAGUUUUGGUCCCCUAAUCUGAGGAAAGACAUUCUUGCCAUAGAGGGAGUACAAAGAAGUUUCAUCAGAUUGAUUCCUGGGAUGGCAGGACUUUCAUAUGAAGAAAGACUGGAUCGACUAGGCUUAUACUCAUUAGAAUUUAGAACAUUGUGGGGGGAUCUUAUUGAAACGUAUAAAAUUCUAAAGGGAUUGGACAGGCUAGAUGCAGGAAGAUUGUUUCCGAUGUUGGGGAAGUCCAGAACGAGGGGUCACAGUUUAAGGAUAAAGGGGAAGCCUUUUAGGACCGAGAUGAGGGAAAACUUCUUCACAUAGAGUGGUGAAUCUGUGGACUUCUCCGCCACAGGAAACAGUUGAGGCCGGUUCAUUGGCUAUAUUUAAGAGGAAGUUAGAUAUGACCCUUGUGGCUAAAGGGAUCGGGGGUAUGGAGAGAAAGCAGGUACAGGAUUUUGAGUUGGAUGGUCAGCCAUGAUCAUACUGAAUGGCAGUGCAGGCUUGAAGGGCCGAGUGGCCUACUCCUGCACCUAUUUUCUAUGUUUCUAUGUAUGUGUGAAGUAUGAAUUAAAUAAGUGUGCAAAAGGCAAGCCAAAAAAAGCAUAAUGAAGUAGUAUAUGUGGGUUCAUUUGUCUGUUCAGAACUCUUGAUGCCAGAGAAGAAAUCAUUUAUAGAACCGUUAGGAGUAUAUCUUCAAGCAUCUGUCCCAUCUUUGAUGUAGCAAUGAGAAGAGGGCAUUUCCUGGGUGAUGGGGGUUCUUAAUGAUGGGUGCUUCCUUUUUGAGGCAUUGCCUUUUGGAGAUUUCCUCAUUGCUGGGGAAGCUAGUGCCUGUGAUAGAGCUGGCUGAGUUUCCAACUCUCUCCAAUCUUGUGCAGUGGCCCAUCCAUACCAAAUGAUGAUGCAACCAGUUACGAUGCUCGCCACAGAACUUCUAUAGAAGUUUGCUAGGGUCUUUGGUGACAUACCAAAUCUCCUCAAACUCCUAAUGAAAUACAGCUGCUACCAUGCCUCCUUUGUAAUUGCGUCAAUAUGUUGGACCCAGGAUAGAUCUCCAGAGAUGUUGACUUCCAAGAAAUGUAAACUGCUCACCCUUUCCACUGCUGAUCCAUCAAUGAGGACUAUCGUGUAUCCCCUCAACUUCCCUUUCCUGGGGUCCAUAAUCAAUUUUUUGGUCUUCCUGACUUUGAGAGCAAGGUUAUUGUUGGGACACCACUCAACGACAUGAGCUAUCUCAUUCCUGUACACCACCUCACCUCAUCUAAAAUUCUGCCAACACUAGUCUGUUAACAACAAAUUUAUAGAUGGUGUUACAUAGCCACACAGUCAUGGGUGCAGAGAAAAUAGAGUAGUGGGCUAAGCAUGCUUUCUUGAGGUGCGCCAGUGUUAACUGUCAGCAAGGAGGGGAUGUUAUUUCUGAUCCACACUGACUGUGGCCUCUUGAUGAGGAAGUCAAGGAUCCAGUUGCAGAGGAAGGUACAGAGACCCAGAUUUUGGAGCUUGUUCAUUAGCACUGAGGGUACGAUGGUGUUGAACAUUGAGCUGUAAUCAAUAAACAUCAGCCUAAUGUAGGUAUUGCUAUUGUCCAGGUGGUCCAAGGCCAAGUGGAGAGCCAGUGAGAUUGUAUCUGCUGUAGACCUAUUGUGGUGAUAGGCAAAUUGCAGUAGGCCCAGGUCCUUGCAUAGGCAGAUGUUGUUUCUGCCCAUGAGCAAUCAUUCAAAGUACUUCAUCACAGUUGGUGUGUGUGCAACUAGGCAAUAGUCAUUGAGGCAGCUCACCCUGCUCUUCAUGGGCACUGGUAUGAUUGUCACCCAUUUGAAGCAGGUGGGAACCUCUGACUGCAGCAGUGAGAGAUUAAAGAGAUCCUUGAACAUUCCCACCAGUUGGCACAGGUUUUUAGUGCCCUACCGGGUACACCAUUAGGACCUGACACCAUUCAAGGGUUUGGCCUCUUGAAAGAUGUUCUGACAUCGGUUUCUGAGACAGACAGCACGAAGUCACCAAAUGCUGCAAGGAUUCACACAAGUGUAGAUUAAUUCUUCUUUUCAAAGUGUGCAUAAAAGGCAUUGAGCUUAUCUGGGAAUAAAGCAACACAGCCAUUCAUGUUAGGUUUUGCAUUGUAGGAAGCAGAGGCCUGCAAACCCUGCCAGAUCUGAUUUGCACCCAAUUCUGUCUCUAACUUUAAUUGGAAUUGUUUUUUCAUUCAUAAAAUAGCCCUCUGUAUGUGGUACCUGGACUACUUGUAUUGUUCUGGAUCACUGGUCUUAAAUACCUUAGAUCUAGCCCUUGGCAGGCUACGAAUCUCCUGGUUCAAGAUAAAUUUAUUAUCAAAGUACAUAUGACACUAUAUAUAACCCUGAGAUUCAUUUUCUUGCAGGCAUACUCAAUCCAGUGUGCAAAAGACAAACUGUGCAAAUACAAGAAAAACAGAAAGAAUAAAAAUACAUGAGUAAACAAACUAACAAUUAAUAUCAAAAACAUUAGAUAAAGUCCUUUCCUUGAAAGUGAGUCCAUUGGUUGUGGGAACAGUUCAGCAAUGGGGCAAGGGAAGUCAAUCCCCUUUGGUUCAGGAGGCUGCUAGCUGAGGGGUAAUAACUGUUUCUGGACAUGGUGGUGUGAGUCCUGAGGCUCCUGUACCUUCUUCCACAGGGCAGCAGUGAAAAGGGAGCAUGACCUGAGUGGUGGGGGUCCCUGAUAAUGGGUGCUGCUUUCCAGCAACAAUACUCUGCAUUGAUGUGCUCAAUGAUGGCUUUACCUGUGAUGGACUGGGUCAUAUCCAGUUCCAAUUAUUGUUACCUGUGAGGCAACCAUUCAAUAUACAGUCCAUUAUACAUCUACAGAAGUUUGUCAAAGUUGAUGUCAUGCCGAAUCUUUGCUCUAAGGAAGUAUAAGUGCUGCUAUGCUUUCUUCGUAAUUGUACCUGUGUGCUGAGCCCAGGACACAUCCUCUGAAAUUAUAACACCAAGGAAUUUAAAGUUGCUGAUCCUCUCCACCUUUGAUCGCCUGACGAGGACUGGUUCAUGCACCUCUGGUGUCCUCCUGAAGUCAAUAGUCAGCUCAUUGGUCUUGUUGACAUAAUGUAAGAGAUUUUCAAUCUCCCUCCUAUGUGCUGAUUUAUCACCACCUUUGAUUCAGCCAUCAACUGUGGUGUCAUCAGCAAACUUCUUAUGGCAUUGGAGCUAUGCCUAGCCAUACAGUCAUGCCUGGUUUUUGGCUUGGGUAUAUCUGGAAUGUUCCAGAAAGCACAUACUCAUCUGCCUCCACCGACCAUAACUUCAUGGUCUUCAUCACUGGUGCUGGGGACUUCGUUCUGUCCUUAUGCCAGAAGUAGAAGUACACCCUGACGAUCUGACAUUUUUAAAGUGCAGGCGUAGGUGGGAUGGCACAGUAAGUGUUCUUAAUGGCGGUAUAACAGUAGUCAGGUGCGUUGGCUCCUCUGGUUCCACAGGUGAUGUCUUGUGGUAGUUGGUCAUGGACCUCAAGCUGGCCUGGUUGAAAUCCCAUGCAAUGAUGGUGAAGGCAUUAGGUACACUAUUUCAGGACAGCUAAUGACAGUGCUUAGAGCCUCCAGUGCUAACGAAGAUUUCCACUGUCAUCCUAGUAGCGGUGUACAUUCCCCACCCCUGACUUUGUUAGUAAAUUUCAUUUUA
Hypanus sabinus (Atlantic stingray) is the source of this 12967-nucleotide messenger RNA. It is a transcript of the gene tapt1b, whose product is annotated as transmembrane anterior posterior transformation 1b. The annotation marks the transcript as partial. Gene Ontology annotation, biological process: positive regulation of cilium assembly; maintenance of protein localization in endoplasmic reticulum. The record is from RefSeq and is a predicted model, not a curated record. NCBI's taxonomy places the organism in Eukaryota, Metazoa, Chordata, Chondrichthyes, Myliobatiformes, Dasyatidae. Gene Ontology annotation, cellular component: endoplasmic reticulum membrane; ciliary basal body. The transcript is spliced from 14 exons.